ACAGGGCGGAAAGGCUUGUCCGUGACAGUGAAUUCCCAGCGACAAAGAUGAUGUUUCUGCGGUCCAUUCGUUGGUUCAAGUACUUGUGCUGAGAAGACACCGAUGUCUGAUAUGUCAACUGUUUCCUCAGACUCAGGCUGUCCAAGGAACCAGUAGAAGCCUCAGUCAUGUAUUCAGAGUGGAGGUCCUUGCACCUGGUGGUGCAGAAUGACCAAGGCAACAUGAGCGUCCUGCACUCCUACCCGGCGCCUGUGGGUAGAGAUGUGGCCAACGCCGUGGUCAAGCCCCUGGGCACCAGUCAGGGUGGCCCCUCAUCAGAACAAUGCGUUUUGAAGACUGAUAAAGAGGUGAAGUGGACGAUGGAGGUGCUGUGCUAUGGGCUGACUCUGCCUCUGGACGGGGACACGGUCAAGCUGUGUGUGGACGUCUACACGGACUGGAUCAUGGCCCUGGUGUCCCCCAGGGACUCCAUACCGCAGCCCAUCAUCAAGGAGCCAAACCUCUACGUCCAGACCAUCCUCAAACACCUGCACAACCUCUUCCUCCCAAGGCCAGAGGUCUUCAGCCCCAUGCACUUCAGACUGUGUCAGCAGGUGUUGUGUGCGGUGCAGAAGCUGGCGCGCGACUCCUCCUCCAUGGUGCGCGAGACCUGGGAGGUGCUGCUGCUCUUCCUGCUGCGCAUCAACGACACGCUCCUCGCCCCGCCCACCGUCGGAGGUGGCAUAGCGGAGAAGCUGGCUGAGAAGCUGAUCAGCGUGCUGUUUGAGGUGUGGUUCCUGGCCUGCACACGUUGCUUCCCCACGCCCCCCUACUGGAAGACAGCCAGGGAGAUGCUGGCCAACUGGAGGCACCACCCGCCUGUGGUGGAGCAGUGGAGCAAGGUCAUCGCAGCACUGACCUCCAGGUUAUUGCGGUUCACCUACGGCCCCUCGUUCCCGCCGUUCAAAGUGCCAGAGGAGGACGCUAACCUUAUCCCGUCUGAAAUGGACAACGACUGCGUAGCGCAGACCUGGUUCCGCUUUCUGCACAUGCUCAGUAACCCAGUGGACCUGAGUAACCCGGUGAUCGUGAGCUCCACGCCCAAGUUCCAGGAGCAGCUGCUGGGCGUGGGCGGGGCAGGGGCAGGGGGAGGUGUGCCCGCCGAGGUGGUGCAGCACCCCUGCCUCAAGCAGCUGCCCCAGAUCUUCUUCCGCGCCAUGAGGGGCAUCAGCUGCCUGGUGGACGCCUUCCUAGGUGUUGCUGUGUUUAAACGGCUCGAUACCACCCAGGUCCAUGAAAAGCGGCAUUCGCAGGGCACCCUCACGUCUGUGCCCUACCAUGGAGGACAGGAGCCCUCCUCCCCUGGAUCAGCUCUGUCUCGGGGCUAUAUACGAGACAGGCUCCCCUCCAUAGGUGUUGCUGUGUCACGGAACAAUUUCAGAGACAGACUGCCGUCCUAUGGUAUAUCCCGCCCCCGUUCCGACAGUGCCCCUCCCACUCCAGUCAACAGGCUAAGCAUGCCGCCGCCCCCAACAACCACCAACACCACACCACCGCACAGCCGCCGCCACCGGCCCACCGCCGUUACCAAGACAACCAGCAAGGCCUCCUCGACGGGACAGUCCAAAGUGUCGCACCAGACCUCCUCCUCCUCGUCCCCUCUGUCCAGCCCCAACCAAACGAGUUCAGAGCCACGGCCGCUGCCGGCCCCAACGCGGCCCAAGGUCAACAGUGUGCUCAACCUGUUUGGCCAGUGGCUCUUCGACGCUGCCCUCGUCCACUGUAAACUCCACUCCAGCCUUAGCAGGGACAGCAGCAUGACCGCCACAUUUUUCCACAUUCUUCUUAAUUAUAAAUCUUCGUUAGCUACCCAGGCGGGUGUGGAGCUGAGGCGGAAGGGCUCCCAGAUGUCCACGGACACCAUGGUGUCCAACCCCAUGUUUGAUGCCAACGAGUUCCCGGACAACUACGAGUCGGGCCGGGCUGAGGCCUGUGGGACCCUGUGCCGAAUCUUCUGCAGCAAGAAGACCGGAGAGGAGAUCCUACCUGUCUACCUGUCCAGGUUCUACAUGGUGCUGAUCCAGGGUCUGCAGAUCUCGGACUACAUCUGUCGGCCGGUGCUGGCCAGCAUCAUCCUCAACUCCUCCGCCCUCUUCUGCACCGACCUGAAGGGGGUCAACGUGCUGGUGCCAUACUUCAUCUCCGCCCUGGAGACUAUCCUGCCUGACCGGGAGUUGUCCAAGUUCAAGUCCUAUGUGAACCCGACGGAGCUGCGGAGAGCCUCCAUCCACAUCCUCCUCUCCAUGCUGCCUCUGCCGCAUCACUUCGGCAACGUCAAGUCAGAGGUUCUGUUGGAAGGGAAGUUCAGCAACGAUGACUCUCUCCAUGACAAGGCGGUCUCCUUCCUGUCGCUCAAGCUGCGAUUGGUCAAUAUUUUGAUUGGCGCGCUGCAAACGGAGACGGACCCAAUCAACACCCAGAUGAUCCUUGGGGCCAUGCUGAACAUAGUGCAGGAUUCUGCUCUGCUGGAGUCCAUCGGUGCCCAGGCAGAAGUGGGUAGCUUGGAUGGCUCUCACUCCCUGGCCAAGAGCCACAGCAGAAACAACAGUGGCAUCAGCACAGCUAGUGCAGGCAGUUCGGAAGCCACCACGCCCGACAGCGAAAGACCCGCACAGGCCCUGCUCCGAGACUACGCUCUCCACACAGAUACGGCGAGUGGCCUGCUGAUCCGCAGCAUCCACCUGCUGACCCAGCGCCUGAAUUCGCAGUGGAGACCAGACAUGAGCAUCUCGCUAGCAGCACUGGAACUCCUCGCUGGCCUGGCCAAGGUGCGGGCGAGUGUGGAGUCGUCCGACCGUAAGCGUGCGGUGAGCUCUGUGUGUAGCUACAUCGUGUACCAGUGUAGCCGCCCGGCCCCGCUGCACUCCAGGGACCUGCACUCCAUGAUCGUGGCCGCCUUCCAGUGCCUCUGCGUCUGGCUCACCGAGCACCCCGACAUGCUCAAUGAGAAGGACUGUCUGAUCGAGGUGCUGGAGAUUGUGGAGCUGGGCAUCUCGGGCUCCAAGUCUCGGACGGGGGAGCAGGAGGUGCGCCACAAGGCCGACAAGGAGCACAACCCCGCCUCCAUGAGGGUCAAGGACGCCGCCGAGGCCACGCUCUCAUGCAUUAUGCAGGUGUUGGGAGCGUUCCCGACCCCCAGUGGCCCUGCGUCUCCCUGCAGCCUGCUGAACGAGGAGACCCUGAUCCGCUGCUCGCACCUCUCCUCCACCUCACACCAGCACUUCAGAUACUUUGUACUCGACAACUCAGUCAUCCUCGCCAUGCUCGAGCAGCCCCUGGGCAACGAACAGAAUCCGUGUCCCUCGGUGACCAUGCUGAUCAGGGGGAUGUCUGGCCGGCACGCCUGGACCAUGCAGCUCUUCCACCAGCCCAGAGCAGCCAGAGCCAAUCAGAAGCAGGCAUUUGUCCCGGAGGCUCGUCCGACGCCAAAGAACGACGUGGGGAUCCGCUUCAACGUGAAGCACCGGCCGUUUCCUGAAGAGGUGGACAAGAUCCCCUUCGUCAAGGCAGACCUCAGCAUCCCAGACCUGCACGACAUAGUCGACAAGGAGUUGGAGCUGCAGCAUGAUAAGCUGCGUGGGGUGAUGGGUAAGCAAGUGGACUAUGAGGCGGCGUUGGAGCAGUACAGCGAGCAGCUGUGGAGGACGCGGAGCUUCCCAGACCCCGACUGCAAGCCGCCGCCCCCCUCGCAGGAGUUCCAGACGGCACGCCUCUUCCUCUCGCACUUUGGCUUCCUGUCCCUGGAGGCCCUAAAGGAGCCAGGUAACAGCCGCCUGCCCCCCCACCUCGUCGCACUGGACUCCUCUCUGCCCGGCUUCUUCGAUGACAUCAGCUACCUGGACCUGUUGCCUGGGCGACCCUGUGACACGGUCUUCAUAUUCUACAUGAGGGCGGGGCAGAAGAGUGCUCAGGAGAUCCUGAGGAACGUGGAAUCGUCGGCUAACGUGCAGAGGCACUUCCUGGAGCUGCUGAUGUCACUGGGCUGGCCUGUGGAGGUGGGGCAGCACCCGGGCUGGACCGGCAGCGUCUACACCAGCUGGACCAUCAACACCACGCCCAAUGGCACCGAGCACACCGGCUACACAGAUGACUCGGACCCUCUGGGCGAGACGGGUGGCGGGGCAUUUAACGGCGAGAGGAGAGUGCUGUACUACGCCGACGCCUUGACAGAGAUCGCAUUCGUAGUGCCCUGCCUCAACGACUCCUCGGCAGAGUCGUCGGAGAACAGCUUCCCCACGGCGGAUUCUGACUCCCAGCUGGAACUGCUACCUCCUCUGCUGAAGCAGCCCAACCUGACACUGGAGCUCUACCCCAACCACCAGGACACCAUGGGGCCCUCGCAACGGAGUCCAACGGUGAAGAGUAAAAAGAUGCCCCCAGGCAGGUCCAUCCCCACACUGGGCCCGGAGACCAAAGUUCUGGUGGUGUGGGUGGAACGCUUUGAUGACAUCGAAAACUUCCCCCUGGCAGAGCUGCUGGUGGAGACGAGUACAGGAGUGGAGACAGCAGUCAACACCAGCACCUCCUGCAGGUCUACGUUCUCUGAGAAGGAUGUGCCGGUGAUCUUCAUCCACCCGUUGAAGACGGGCCUGUUCCGCAUCAAGCUGCACGGGGCCAUGGGCAAGUUCAGCAUGGUCAUCCCCCUAGUGGACGGGAUGGUGGUCAGCAGACGCUCACUAGGGUUCCUGGUGAGACAGACUGUCAUCAACGCGUGUCGUCGUAAGCGUCUGGAGAGCGACUCGUACAGCCCGCCGCACGUGCGGCGCAAACAAAAGAUGGCCGACAUCGUCAACCGCUACCGCAACAAGCAGCUCGAACCCGAGUUCUACACCUCGCUCUUCCAGGAGGUGGGGGAGGCCAGCCUCAACCCCUAACACGGACACACACACACACACACACCUCGCUCUUCCAGGAGGUGGAGGUGGGCAGCCUCAACCCCUAACACACACACACACACACACACACACACACACACACCUCGCUCUUCCAGGAGGUGGGGGUGGGCAGCCUCAACCUCUAACACACGCACACGCGCGCACACUCACACACUCAUAUUCAUCAGCUCAGAAACACAGGCGUAUUUCUGAUUUCACCCAGCUUAGUUGUCACUUUCUUACUGAUCCAUAUUACAUUUCGUUUUGUUUUUUUCUCUGUUACAUUCUUUGGAUUACCCACACUCUCUUUCUCUCACACUCUUUCUCAUAAGUACAGACCACAUGCACACGAGUCAGGUUUUCAAGCUGUUUCAAGAGUUAAGUAAGAGGUAAACAUAUUUUUUUGACGUUUUUUCUUCUUGUUGAUGUCAUGUUCCAUAUGUGAACCAGACUACUGUAUUUUGUCGUUGUCAUUGACGUGUAUUUGUUUUUGAGGGACUGAUGGGGCCCAUACUACAAAGCUGGUUC
This is a messenger RNA of Engraulis encrasicolus (European anchovy), 5441 nucleotides long. RefSeq names its product Ral GTPase activating protein non-catalytic subunit beta (gene ralgapb). Gene Ontology annotation, biological process: regulation of small GTPase mediated signal transduction; activation of GTPase activity. The record is from RefSeq and is a predicted model, not a curated record. NCBI's taxonomy places the organism in Eukaryota, Metazoa, Chordata, Actinopteri, Clupeiformes, Engraulidae. Bases 168 to 4913 code for a protein of 1581 amino acids. Gene Ontology annotation, molecular function: GTPase activator activity. The transcript has 34 exons.